Messenger RNA from Lachancea thermotolerans CBS 6340, 2520 nucleotides. It is a transcript of the gene SSL2, whose product is annotated as TFIIH/NER complex ATPase/helicase subunit SSL2. Gene Ontology annotation, cellular component: transcription preinitiation complex; transcription factor TFIIH holo complex; nucleotide-excision repair factor 3 complex. Lineage: Eukaryota; Fungi; Ascomycota; Saccharomycetes; Saccharomycetales; Saccharomycetaceae. The transcript has a single exon. Gene Ontology annotation, biological process: nucleotide-excision repair; transcription initiation at RNA polymerase II promoter. The record is from RefSeq and is a predicted model, not a curated record. Bases 1 to 2520 code for a protein of 839 amino acids. Gene Ontology annotation, molecular function: ATP binding; DNA binding; hydrolase activity.
AUGGCGGAACAUCAAUACCAGACUAGAAGCAAAGGAGGUCUGUAUUCUAAUACAGACUUGAACUAUUUCUCUGAUGAUUCGGUGGCGACUGAUAACUCUGACUACGAUGACGGGUUUAUAGAUGGUGACGACGAUAUGGGCAUGACUAAUGCCUCUUCAAGACCCAAGCCCAAAAAACAGGUUCGCAAGACCAAUCAAAAGAAUAAAAAAAACAACUCUUCAACCAAUGAGACCCUAAACAAACUGGCAGCCAAGGAUCAAACAUUUCUGCAUGAUGUGCAGACGGACGCACCGCCUGACUUUGUUCCCGAUGUCGUUUCAGGUCUAUUUCGUAGAAACGAUUUCAGCUAUUUGAAACUGAAACCCGACCACGCAUCGCGGCCUCUCUGGAUUUCUCCUGGAGACGGCAGGGUUAUCUUAGAGAGUUUCUCGCCCCUAGCAGAGCAGGCGCAAGACUUUUUGGUUACAAUUGCAGAGCCAGUUAGCCGGCCUUCGCACAUCCAUGAAUAUAAAAUUACAGCCUACUCUCUGUACGCGGCUGUGUCUGUGGGUCUGGAGACGGACGACAUUAUAGCAGUUCUUGAUAGGUUGUCUAAGGUUCCUGUGGCGCCUUCGAUUAUCAACUUCAUCAAAAGUGCAACAGUGUCUUAUGGUAAAGUGAAGCUUGUCAUUAAACAUAACAGGUAUUUUGUCGAGACCUCUCAGGCAGACAUUCUUCAAAUGUUACUAAAAGACCCAGUGAUAGGGUCACUCAGAAUAGACUCGGAUGCCACUCCGGCCCCCAACAAGGCCGGUUCCCAGCAAGCCUCGAGGCCUAAUGAAAGCGCCCCUAGUGAAAAGGUUGACCCUAAUGAUGUGGAGGCAGUUUUCUCUUCUGUUGUUGGCGAGAUCCGGUUAGAUGAUGACAAUGAUGAUAUUGACGCCGUUCAUGCCUUCGAAAUUGCCAAUGAAUCUGUUGAAAUUGUCAAGAAAAGGUGUCAAGAAAUUGAUUACCCAGUUCUAGAAGAGUACGACUUCCGCAAUGAUCAUAGAAACCCGGAUUUGGACAUUGACCUCAAACCUUCUACUCAAAUUAGACCUUAUCAGGAGAAGUCUUUGAGUAAAAUGUUUGGUAAUGGUCGUGCUAGAAGUGGUAUCAUUGUUUUGCCUUGUGGUGCUGGUAAAACCUUGGUGGGAAUCACAGCAGCUUGCACUAUCAAAAAAUCUGUGAUUGUGCUUUGCACUUCGUCUGUCUCUGUCAUGCAAUGGAGACAACAAUUUCUUCAAUGGUGCACCUUACAACCCGAGAAUGUUGCGGUUUUCACAUCAGAUAACAAGGAGAUGUUUCAAACGGAAUCAGGCCUCGUUGUUUCAACCUAUUCUAUGGUGGCAAAUACCAGAAAUAGAUCACACGAUUCUCAGAAAGUCAUGGAUUUUCUUACCGGGAGAGAAUGGGGGUUCAUCAUUUUAGAUGAAGUUCAUGUUGUUCCCGCCGCCAUGUUUAGAAGAGUUGUUACUACCAUAGCAGCACACGCUAAGCUAGGUCUUACAGCUACAUUGGUGCGUGAGGAUGACAAAAUUAGUGAUUUAAAUUUCCUUAUUGGUCCCAAAUUGUAUGAAGCAAAUUGGAUGGAGCUUUCGCAGAAAGGACAUAUUGCUAAUGUGCAAUGUGCCGAAGUGUGGUGCCCAAUGACUGCUGAGUUCUAUCAAGAAUAUUUGAGAGAAAAUGCAAGGAAGAGAAUGUUACUAUACAUCAUGAAUCCCACAAAGUUUCAGGCUUGUCAAUUUUUGAUACAGUACCACGAGAAACGAGGAGACAAAAUUAUCGUCUUCUCAGAUAAUGUUUACGCACUACAGGAAUACGCCUUAAAAUUAGGGAAACCAUUCAUUUAUGGUUCAACACCUCAGCAAGAAAGAAUGAACAUUCUACAGAACUUUCAGUUCAACGACCAAAUUAACACAAUAUUUUUAUCGAAAGUGGGAGAUACAUCAAUUGAUUUGCCGGAAGCAACUUGCUUGAUCCAGAUAUCUUCGCAUUACGGUUCCCGUCGUCAAGAGGCGCAAAGAUUGGGUAGAAUUUUGCGGGCCAAGAGACGUAAUGAUGAAGGAUUUAACGCAUUCUUCUACUCUCUUGUAUCCAAAGACACUCAAGAGAUGUACUAUUCAACCAAAAGGCAGGCAUUUUUGGUUGAUCAAGGUUAUGCUUUCAAAGUCAUUACCCACUUACAUGGCAUGGAGAGUCUUCCUAAUUUAACCUACUCGACAGCACGCGAACGUCGCGAGCUUCUUCAAGAAGUGCUCUUAAAAAACGAAGAAGCUGCUGGUAUUGAGGUUGGUGACGACGCGGAGAAUUCUGUCGGCCGUGGGGCGCAUGCAAACAAGAAAGCUAAGUCAAAGGCUGUAAGGGGAGAGGGCUCCCUUUCAGGCCUGGCUGGCGGUGAGGAUAUGGCGUAUGUGGAGUACUCGUCUAAUAGGAACAAGGACCUGAAGGAACAUCACCCAAUGAUUCGAAAACUGUAUUAUAGAAACGCUAAGAAAUAG